UAGUUGAUGAUAAAGCUAAAGGACCAGCAAUUAAAGAAAAAUCAUCAAAACCAUCAAAACCUGCAUCCGGUACAAUGACUUCAGUUUUUUCUGAUGGGAAAAAAACUACUGAAGACAGGAAAAAUGAAGAAAUUAUCCAAAAAAAUGUUGAAACUAUAAAAAAGGAAGAUCAAGAACCUGAAACUAAACCACGAGAAAAGACGU
Messenger RNA from Racocetra persica, 204 nucleotides. NCBI's taxonomy places the organism in Eukaryota, Fungi, Glomeromycota, Glomeromycetes, Diversisporales, Gigasporaceae. The record is from the annotation of a GenBank genome assembly.